Messenger RNA from Sphenostylis stenocarpa, 186 nucleotides. The record is from the annotation of a GenBank genome assembly. Lineage: Eukaryota; Viridiplantae; Streptophyta; Magnoliopsida; Fabales; Fabaceae.
AUGGGACUAGGCCCGUUGAGACUACACAUUGAGGGCAUUCUGAUUGAGUGUGCUCGCGUAAGGCGUACUAUUGAAGAAAUGAUCCCUUCUGUUUUCUGCUAUAUCUUCUCAUAUUUCAAGUUUGUCUCAAAACAUCCUCGGGUGUCAACUGAACAUCAUAAUGGUUUGCCCGUUGCUGUUGAGUGA